Morone saxatilis (striped sea-bass) is the source of this 2291-nucleotide messenger RNA. RefSeq lists its product as uncharacterized. Gene Ontology annotation, molecular function: zinc ion binding; nucleic acid binding. Lineage: Eukaryota; Metazoa; Chordata; Actinopteri; Moronidae. The record is from RefSeq and is a predicted model, not a curated record.
CUUACAACAUAACUGAAGCGACUUAAAUAAUAACAUGGUAUUGUAAGGUCAAAAUAAUUUGUGAGCUAAUUCUCUGUUCCUAACACUUCUAAAAUGGUGACUAUUUCAAGAAAACUGGCCCUGUCAUGUCAUGUCUACUUAUGAAAAGGUUUGAAAGGGAAGUGCUUUAGAUAUUAAUGCUUGCAGCGCUUAUUUCUGACAUUUUGUUGUUACUGUGUUAUGCUAAAAAUCCUUUUAUGUCCAUAAUCUGUUAAUGCUUGACAUAAAUAUUACUCUGUGGUGAAAGAUAACUACAGCUUACAAGUGUAAAUUCAGGCAUAGGACAAUCAAAGGCUACACUCGACUUAAAGCAGCAGCACAAACAAACAAGAUGUCACUCCCGACAGAGAAGACAGACAAUCCUAAAGACACACCAUUCAGGUCCAGCUCACGUGAAAGAAAGCUAACAGAGAAAGGCCAAGAGAUGCAUGACCAAGACACCAAAAAACGUGAGAAAGCAUUUAACAAGACCUAUGACUCUUGGAAGCAGGUAGCAAGGAAGACUAGGACAAAACUAAAAACCCUCUGUUCAUCGGAAGACCUUAAUGAAUUACAGCAAGACAUUCAAGCAAAGCAUGAUGACGUAGGCCAGCAGUAUGAACCUAUCCUACAUAACAGUAACACCACACCAGAGAUUGUAAAAAAAAUGGAUGCCUGUGUUACGCUAACAAAGGAAAUUUGUGACCUCAUAUGUAACCGUCUAGAGACUAUUAAUCAAGAUUAUAAUGACCAACUUGAGAAGGAAAGGGUAAGAGAAACAUUAAACAAAGAUGAAUAUGGAUCUGUCUUUGGCCACACCAAAACUGAAACAGUAAGCUCAUCAGAGUCACCGGAAAGAUUGAGCAACCACUCUAGUACCCACAGCAGUAGAGUAGAUGCACAAGCAGAGCUUGCAGCUAAGCUGGAACAUUCAAAGGCCAUGAAAGAAAUCCAAGCACAGCAAGCACAUCUUCACAAGUUAGAGGGUGAAUGGAAACUUAAAGAGGCAAAAAUGUUGUCAGAAAUGAAACAAAAGGAGGUGGAAAUGCAACAACAGUUGGAACAAGAGAGAGCAAAAUUGCUGCAGUUACAAGCAGCAAAAGACGUUGCUAUAGCAGCAGCUCGUGUGAGAGCAUAUGACGAUUUUGAAGGUUUUGAGAACCAUGAUGAGGAGAUUAAUGACAAAAAUAACUCUUCUUGCUACGGAAUGGAAACUAAACCUCGAUUAAACCCCAAUGCUGCAUCAUUCCAACCACACCAAGCUGCUCCUGAAGUGACAAUGACUCAAGAGUCUGUCAGUCUAGCACAAGCAAUUGCCAGCUCAUUAAGCAUGAACCGCUUGCCUGUCCCUGAACCAACCACGUUCAGUGGUGACCCUUUAAUGUAUACAGAUUGGAAGAUGUCAUUCAUAGCUCUUAUUGACAGAAAACCCCUCCCACCAAGUGAGAAGAUGUUUUAUCUCAAAAAUUAUCUUGCGGGAGAGGCACGCAAGGCUGUAGAAGGUUUCUUUUAUCGAGAUUCAGAGAACGCAUACAAUGGAGCAUGGAAAGUCUUACAGGACAGAUAUGGGAACCCGUUCAUCAUACAAAAGGCUUUCCGAGAUAAGCUCAUGAGAUGGCCAAAGAUCAACACAAACGACCCACUAGCACUACAAGAGUUCGCUGACUUCCUCCAAGGCUGCACUGAGGCGAUCCCACACGUCAAAGGACUAGCUAUCCUUAACGAUUGUGAGGAAAACCACAAGUUGCUCAAAAAACUACCAGAAUGGAUUGUGCGCAAGUGGAGUCGAAUUGUUAUAGAGGAACUUGACACAUCUGGAAGCUAUCCAGAUCUUGCAUGCUUCACAAAGUUCCUGAGCAAAGAGGCACGGAUAGCUUGUAAUCCUAUUGCUUCUCCAUUGUUGCUAAAUUACAAGGCCACAGAUGAAAGAUCACCAAAGAGAGCCAAAGCUCUCAACACAAAUACACAAACAAAGACUUUUGCUCAGGAGAAACAAGAAACAAACGGCAGUAAUCUAAAAUCAUCUUGCUCCGUCUGUAAAAGUGAAGCUCAUAACAUCAAGUGCCCCACCUUCACAGCGAAGAGUGGUGAAGACAAAAAGGCAUUCAUCCAUGAAAAUCGGCUCUGCUUUGGGUGCUUGAGAAAGGGUCACAUGACCAAAGAUUGUAAGAGGCGACACACAUGCAACAUAUGCAGCCGUCGUCAUCCAACCUGCUUGCACGAAGACAGGAAACAAAGACCUGUGGAAGCAACAACGAAUACUUCCACUUCCA